AUGACUAGAAUGAACGAUUUUAUUCCGAUCGAGGAAGAUGUUCAUCAAGAUGACGAAGAAGUUGAAAUUGUAGCGGAAACCCAACAAGACGAUGUUCAAAAAGAUGAUGACGUGCAAGAAGUCCAAGAUUGCGGGAAAAAGACGAAGACAAAGCGUGAAAAUUGGACGCCGGCACAAGAGGUUGCUUUGGCACAAGCUUGGGUUCAAAUUUCCGAAUGCAAAAAAUAUGGAAAUGAACAAAAAGCGGAUGGUUUUUGGCGUCGUGUACUUGAGCAUUACACCACACUUGUCGGCCCGACCACACGGACCAUUCAUGGGUUAACGCCAAAGUGGAAACAAAUGAACGCCACCAUGGGUCUCUUCAACGGGCUAUACAAUCAAGCGAAACAAGCCAAGGGAAGCGGGUGCAACGACUUGGAUAUUAUGAGAGUCGCUAUGGCGGAUUUCAAGACCCGCACCAAGAAGGAAUUUCCUCACCACGCCGCAUGGGAUAAUGUGAAGAUACACGACAAAUGGGCCGAGCAAGAAUGUUUCCAAAUAUACCAAGACAUGGGACCUUCACGUACCGACUCUUCAAAAAGGAAAUCUGGAGAAUAUGAGACGGCCAGCACCGGGCACUUCAUUCCCGACAUGAAUGAAGACCCAAACCCUCCAUUGGAAGCGGCAGCAAAAAAAGGGGAAAAAGAAGGCAUCCGCAUCCGGAUCCGCCUCUUCAACUGUGGCGGAUGACAUUAGCGAGUACGCCAAAAGGAAGACGAGAUACUUGGAUGAAAAACACGAGACGGAUGAGAGGCGCGCAAGACAGCGGGACAUCUUGUUUUUCACCAACUCGCAUGCUCAUAUAACCGAUCCCGUGAUGUUGGAAAUCGUUCUUAGCGAGAAACGCGAAAUUGCCGCAAGACAUGGAUGGCAAUGCCCUUUUUAGUUUCGU
Messenger RNA from Erigeron canadensis, 931 nucleotides. RefSeq names its product glutathione S-transferase T3-like. The transcript is spliced from 2 exons. The coding region runs from base 1 to 729 and encodes 242 amino acids. The record is from RefSeq and is a predicted model, not a curated record. NCBI's taxonomy places the organism in Eukaryota, Viridiplantae, Streptophyta, Magnoliopsida, Asterales, Asteraceae.